Messenger RNA from Cornus florida, 1371 nucleotides. RefSeq names its product transcription factor MYB24-like. The transcript has 3 exons. The record is from RefSeq and is a predicted model, not a curated record. The coding region runs from base 74 to 1075 and encodes 333 amino acids. Lineage: Eukaryota; Viridiplantae; Streptophyta; Magnoliopsida; Cornales; Cornaceae.
AUAUACACAAUCAGAAUUGCAACCAUAAGAGAGCUAGCUACAAAGAUCAAGAACCAAUUAACUAAAGAGCUCUAUGGGUCACCAUUCUUGCUGCAAUCAGCAGAAGGUUAAGAGAGGCCUUUGGUCACCUGAAGAAGAUGAAAAGCUCAUCAGAUACAUCACCACUCAUGGCUAUGGUUGCUGGAGUGAAGUCCCUGAGAAAGCUGGGCUUCAAAGAUGUGGUAAGAGUUGUCGCUUGAGAUGGAUCAACUACUUGAGACCUGAUAUUAGAAGAGGGAGGUUUACUCCUGAAGAAGAGAAGUUGAUUAUCAGCCUUCAUGGAGCUGUAGGCAACAGAUGGGCUCACAUAGCAAGCCACCUUCCUGGGAGAACAGACAAUGAAAUAAAGAACUAUUGGAAUUCAUGGAUCAAAAAGAAGAUACAUAAGUCUUCAUCAGCACCUUCAAUGACAACCAUUACUAGUACUACUACUGCACUUCCUUGUACAAAUAAUGAUCAUCAACAUUCCCCAUCUGGUUAUGUCGUCGCGAGCCAACAAGAUUUUCUGAAUCAAGAUUUGGCAACAAAGCCAAUGCCAGUUCAAGAAACCCUAUUGAUUUCUUCUCCUAAUUACCCUUUAUUCAUGUUUGAAACUGGUGCAGUACUUGAAGGGAUUAAUGGGGACGAUAAUGGAAGAACCGGACUUUUUCAUGAACAGGCAGGAUUGAACUGUGAAAGUACUUGGCAUCUAAACCAACAAGAAGUUCAAUCUCUUCCCAUUUCAACAACUUAUACAACUGGUAUGGACAGUAGUAAUUAUUUGCCACCAUUGAUAGACAACAUAGAAAAUAUGGUGCCCAUCGAAAUGCAAAGUCAUGUGCAGUCUUCAUGUGGUAUGAAUGAGGAAGGAGAGAUGGCUUUGGAGUGCUUACAGAGACAGCAGGAAUUGAAUGAAUAUUGGGUUGAAUCCCAACAGUGCCCUAGUUUUCUGUUUUGGGACCAAGGUGAAGGACCUACUCUAAGUGAGGAAGAGAUUGCACCAACUUCAUCAAACAAUAUUGGAGCUAUCCUAUCUUCUUAUCCUUCAUCCUUAUGAAUUAUUAAUGAUUUUUAUAAUUAAUUUGGUAAACACUUUGGUUAUUGAGAAAACAAUUUGUUUAAUUUUCUUUGAUUUCCUUUUUGUUUUGGUAUGAUUUUCAAUGUACAUGAGGUAAUGAAAUGAGAGGAAAUGCAGUAUGAGAGUGCAUGCAAUGUCUGUUGGUCUGUGGAAACACAAGGGAAUUGAAAAGAAUAAAAGAAUCAGCAAAGGUUGAUAAUGGUGAUGAGAAGCUCUUAAUUUUGCUCCUUCACUGUGUUUGCUAUGAUGUUGAAUAAUAGAAUCGGUUUCGCAUU